Molecule: messenger RNA, 3456 nt
Organism: Drosophila serrata
Lineage: Eukaryota; Metazoa; Arthropoda; Insecta; Diptera; Drosophilidae
Product: solute carrier family 71 member 1
Biological process (GO): transmembrane transport
Cellular component (GO): membrane
Molecular function (GO): transmembrane transporter activity
Source: RefSeq, a predicted model, not a curated record
UCCAGCUGAGUACGGCGCAGCAUGUGGAAAAGCGCACAACGUUGCGCACAUUUUGUCGCGCUGUGUACGAAGAAAAAGAAAAAACUAAACAAUUUCCACGCGUUUUCCUCACGCUUUCGUGUCGAUUUCUGUUGAUAAUUAACGCCAGUCGAGCCAACAUGUGCAAUUAAAUCGAGCCUUGUAUAAACAAAUAGCAAAGCAAAAAUAAUAUUAUAAAAAAAAGAAAAACACAGAGCAUUUUCCGAAAUAAAUUCCAUGAAAAGCGUGUGUGCGAGUGUUGUGAGUGAAUCAGAAAAUCCUCAAAAGUGCCUGAAAACUGCAGCAAAUCGAAGCGGGAAGCAUUGUGUUUAAUCCAAACAAAUGAUUAGAUAAACUUGACCUCGAUCGGCGAGAUAACCAGAGUAAAGAGGAGCACGAUUUCGAUCAACAAAAAUCCAUAUAUUGCACUCCCCCUGCGUCACAUUCAGCCCAUGUCCGUGGAUUCGUGGCCAUGGAAAUUAGUGUAGAAACACCCAAGGAGCCAAGGACAGCAGCAUCAAUUAGAGGAGCAACAGCUAGGAGAGAUUAGACCAGGAUUAAGCAGAUCAUGCGUAGCAGUCGGAACUAUGUCCAGCGGCAGAGCGAGACGCUGGAGAGCAGCAGCUUCGAGCUGGAGGAUCACGACGAUGCCAAGGAUGAGCGCGGUGAGCCAGAGGAUCACGAGGAGGAGGAGCAGCGCCAGUCAUCGGACACGGUGAGCACGCACAGCAGCAGCUCCACCACGCCCACGACAGCGGAUGUGGCCGAUGUGGAGACCAUCAACUCGCUGCCCCUGUCGCCACCCAGCUUUGGAGGCAGCCAGCUUGUGAAGCGCCACUCGCCGUUGAAGGAUCAUCAUGACCAGGUGCAGCAGCAGAAGCAGAAGCGGCAGCUCCAGCAGGCAGACAACAAAAGCAACAGUUCCAGCUCCAGCUCCAGCUCAAGCCAGCAGCAGGAUGAUGUGGACGAUGUGCCCACGGUAAGCGGGUGCAAUCUGCGAUCGGGCUCCUCACCUAAUGCCUCCUCCUCUUCCACGACUCCGCAGACGUCGCGGUACGCGGCUGCAGCGGCACAUCCCAGCGCCGCCUUUGCAGAAACGGCGGUCACCUCCUCCUCUGGAACGGCGGGAGCUGCCCACAGGCGCACACAUUCGGCGGCCUCCUACAUCUCGAUGAGAUCGCAGGUCGGAUCGGAGCCACCGCCAGAGCGACCCAAACGGAAUCGCUUCUUUGAGUGGCUGCGCGUCGCCUGUAACAUCUGUUGCUGCAAGAGUUCCGGAAUCGGAGAGCCGAGUGUUCAUCAUGCGCUGGUUGUGAUAUUUCUAGAGUUCUUCGCCUGGGGUCUGCUGACAAUGCCCAUUAUAUCGACCCUCAACCAGACGUUUCCGGAUCACACAUUCCUGAUGAACGGCCUGGUCAUGGGCAUCAAGGGCAUCUUAUCGUUCCUGUCGGCACCGCUGAUCGGCGCCUUGUCGGACAUCUGGGGCCGAAAGUUUUUCCUAUUAGUCACAGUAUUCUUCACCUGCCUACCCAUACCGCUGAUGUCCAUCAAUACGUGGUGGUUCUUUGCCAUGAUCUCAAUAAGCGGCGCCUUCGCCGUCACCUUCUCGGUGGUAUUUGCCUAUGUGGCGGAUGUCACCACGCCGGAGGAGCGAUCCAAGGCAUAUGGCCUGGCCUCGGCCACAUUUGCCGCCAGUCUGGUCAUCUCGCCGGCAUUGGGCAAUGCCUUGAUGGAGAUGUACGGUGACACGCUGGUCGUGGCCCUCUCCACGGCCAUUGCGCUGCUCGAUGUGUUCUUUAUUCUUGUUGCAGUGCCGGAGAGUCUAUCGGAGAAGAUGCGACCCGCCACUUGGGGUGCGCCCAUCAGCUGGGAGCAGGCGGAUCCUUUCCUGGCUUUGCGCAAAGUGGGCACCGACAAGACCGUGCUGAUGCUUUGCCUCACUGUGCUGCUGUCGUACCUGCCCGAAGCCGGCGAGUAUUCCUGCAUGUUUGUCUAUCUUAAGCUCAAGAUGGGUUUCAACUAUGUGGAGGUGUCCGUUUUUAUAGCCAUUGUUGGCAUUCUCAGCAUAACGGUGCAAGUGACCCUCGGCUCUUUCAUGAAAGUGUUUGGAGCCAAGCGCACGAUCAUUAUGGGCCUAGCCCUGGAAAUUGUGCAGCUGUUGUGGUACGGCUUUGGCAGUCAAAAAUGGAUGAUGUGGUCGGCUGGCGUUGUGGCUGCCCUGGGCUCUCUCACGUAUCCAGCCAUCAGCGCCUUUGUGUCACUCUACGCGGCUCCAGAGAGUCAAGGAGCUGUCCAGGGAAUGAUCACAGGCAUGCGGGGUCUGUGCAAUGGCCUGGGACCGGCAGUGUUUGGGGUUAUAUUUUACCUGUUUAAUGUGGACCUGAACGAUGACCACGAUGCCCAUGCCAAGACCAGCGGCAGCCGGGCGACGAAUGUGGAGAAAAUAUCGCAGCAUGUACCGGGUCCACCGUUCGUCUUUGGCGCCUUGUGCGUCUUCUGUGCCAUAAUUGUGGCGGCGUUCAUUCCGGAGGGCCAGACUAGCCAGUUGGAGAAGAAACGUGGCUCGCUCGACGUGCAGUAUGAGAUUGAGACGGGUCACAAGGCGCCCAGCUCCUUGGCGCCGCUCAUUCGCUCCGACUCGCUGGCGCAGCUGUAGUGGGCUCCAUCGUAGUCGUCCUAACCACACAACCGUAAUCCGUAACCCGCAACCCGUAAACCGUAACAGUUGGUGGCUAUAGACAUACGUUUAAGCAGAGUUAAGGAGUUAAGAGUUUUUUGUAACUGUAAACAACAAAUGCUGUAACUAGUUUGGCUUUAGUUUCCGAGUCUAACAUUAAUUGUAGUUGAGCCCGAGAAGAGAUGUUAUUGUUUGCGUUGGAUCCCUCGGUUCUAACAUUAGUUUCCACCUCAGCCCAAGUACAUAGAUAUAUAUAGAUUUCGUAAUUUAUAUUUAUUAUCGCGAUAAGUAACGUAACAGCAACAUAGUCACAUACUAUUGGAUAUAUUGGCCGUGUGCUUGCCCGCUUGCCGGCUUUUCCUAUUCAGUUCUCUUCGGGCUGGGGAUUACACAUCACAGCAGAUAGCUUUGCAACAACAGCAACCACAACAACAACAACAAACAACAAAAUAACUGCCAAACAAACAAAAUAACGAAAGAGAGGAAAAUUUGUAAUUGUAAUUUGUAAUCUUCAGCAGCAGUUUUUCGAGUACAUUUCCAGUUGGGCUUAUCACUUGCUAUCGCCGCGAUAUCUUUCCGUUCCGUCACCGUUUUAGUUACCACACACACACAAAUUAGGAAGAAGAGAUAAAGGAAUCCAAAUAAACUGAAUAACAAGCUUUACUUUGAAAAUUGUAGUGAUUUAAAGUCUAAAAACCUAAAACAAAAAAAGCAAGAAUUGCAAAGCUAGGCGACUUCAAUUAAAUAUGACAAACAAAAUA